Molecule: messenger RNA, 2131 nt
Organism: Schistosoma guineensis
Lineage: Eukaryota; Metazoa; Platyhelminthes; Trematoda; Strigeidida; Schistosomatidae
Source: the annotation of a GenBank genome assembly
AUGAAGUUCGUUGCGCUCGUCAGCGGUGGGAAGGACAGUAUAUACAAUAUUAUGGAAUGUAUUGUACAUGGCCACAGUUUAGUUGCUCUUGUUAACUUAUGUCCUCCAAGAUGUGGUGACAAAACCUCAGAGAUCGACAGUUAUAUGUACCAAAGUGUUGGUAGUGAGGCUAUAGGAUACAUUUCUAGUGCACUUAAAGUUCCUCUAUAUCAAACGGAGCUACGCAGAGUGUCCCAUUGUAGGCGCAUGUUGUACCGUCAAUGUUCAAACGACGAGGUUGAAGAUCUUUAUGAUAUCUUAUGUAAAGUGUUAUCUGAAAUCCCUGAGGUGACUGCUGUGUCAAGUGGGGCUAUACUUUCAGACUAUCAGCGAUAUCGUGUCGAGAAUGUAACUCGUAGGCUGGGUUUGCGUUCGUUAUGUUUCUUAUGGCAACGGUCUCAAGAAGAGCUUCUGGAGGACAUCGUUUCAGCUGGCCUCGAUGCCAUAAUAAUCAAGAUCGCCGCUUUUGGACUCACAGUUGAAGAUUUCCUUGGGGUUCAUCUCAGUAGUAUUGCAUAUAAGCUUCGCCAGCUGUCAGUCCCCCCUUGGUCUUUAAAUGUAUGUGGUGAAGGUGGCGAAUUUGAGACAAUUACAUUAGACUGCCCAAUUUUUCAUAGUAAAAUUGAAUUAAAAUCGGAACCUGAAAUUGUGACACAUUCUAAAGACCCAUUUUCACCUACUGCUUACCUCUGUUUAAGGAAUCUGAUUUUGGAGGCUAAACCAUUGAACGAGGUUUGCCGAACCUCGGAGCAACUUUUGUCUUUAAAAGGAAAACAUAAUAAUGAGGGAAAUACUUCAACACAUGAACGAUCACCAUUUAUCACUCCAUUUGAAAGACUAAAAAGUAUACGUUUGAAAACAUGUGAAGAAAUAAAAGGCGACGUUACUAAUGCUUUAGUUCAGAAAACGAAUAUUAAUUGCAAUAAUGAUAAUCAUCAGAAAUACUAUGAGUUUGACCGGAAAUCAAUAAAUAAUUUUGCUAGAUCAUUAGGUAAUGGCAUGUAUAUUACAUCAAAUUACUAUGGUACUGGUGAAAAAGUAGAUGAAAUACAUAAAGCUACAGAAGAUGCCUUCAGUCAAAUGAAAAAUGUUUUCACUUUAAACGAAAUUAAACCUCAGCAGAUUGUGCAAUUCAUUGUCGUUUUAAGUCAGCGUUUGUCUCCAGAUGUAUUCAGUAAUUUCAAUGAAGCCUAUACUGGACAGCUAAACAGGUGGUUAGAAGAAAUAGAGAUUGACAGUAACAAUUUAAAAACUGAAUAUAUUGAUUCAUACAUGCCAACACGUGUGUGUAUUUGUGUGAAUUCUCUUUCAAAUGAGACCGUUUAUUGUUCUGACAAAGUCUUAACAAUUAGUCUAUCUGCCAUCGUAUAUUAUGGUGAUAUAAAUGUGUUUGAAUGGAUUAAUUCUCUGCGUGGUCUAUAUGUUCAGUCUAUUUCACAUUGGGCUCCAGCUAAUAUUGGUCCUUAUAGUCAAGCAAUAGCUGUUCCUAUCUCAAAUAUUCAGCUGGAUGAUUUCUCUACUUGUGUUACAGAUUAUUUUACAUUCUAUUCUGGUCAAAUUGGUUUAAUUCCUGAGUUGGAAGUAAUACCAUCAGAAACUGGAUAUUUUUCUGAUCACUUCGAAGCAUUGGAAGUUGAAUCUUGGCUUUCAUUAAGACAUUGUCACCGAAUAAUGAAAUACAUGGCCCCGUCCAACAUAUGGAUGGAUCUGUUCCUUGGAAUUUGCUAUGCCAUUGAUGAAGUUUCAUUAAACCAGGCUCGAAAUUGUUUUCACCAAGCUGUUUGUUCACAAACACUGGAUACCACUGAUAAAUGUCAUUGCAAUCAUUGUAUUGUAUGGCUUGUCGUAUCGAGUCUACCUAAAAAUGCUACAGUUGAAUGGCAAUGGAUAACUGGACCAUCAUCACUAUCAUUGGUAAUCACAUCGUUAAAUAAAGUACUUAACAGAGAAUCAAUUAUUCCUUCGAAUACUUUUAUGCUAUUCUAUCGAUAUGAUGUUAAUGGAUUAAAUGUACAAGAACUAUCCAUUUUACUCAGUGAUAACUACACAGGAUUUAUGUUGCCUGUUGUAAAGUUCACUGAUCCCUCUGUAA